AUGCCACUCAACCACAUGUAUUUAGAGUUCGUAAAUGGAGGCAACUACAUCACCAUUUACUACCUCCCUGACCCUCUCCUCCCUCUCUGUAACAAUGGCGAUCGACUUCACCUUCCUCUUCAUCGUCUUCUCGCUCAUUCUUUCUUUCUUCUUCAUUCUCAACAAAAAAACUAAUGGUUCCAACACUCCGAACCUGCCACCCGGCCCACCAAAGUUACCCAUCAUCGGAAACAUCCACCAGAUCACCGGAGCACUGCCGCACCAUUCUUUCCGUCACCUAGCCAAGAAAUACGGCCCAAUCAUGCACCUGCAACUCGGCCAAAUCUCCACCAUUGUCGUCUCAUCACCUAGGUUAGCUAAAGACGUCUUCAAAACCAACGAUCUCGCCCUCGCCAGCCGCCCCAGCUCGGUGUUCGGGGAUAUAGUUUUGUACGGUAGCACCGACGUUGCUCUUGGUCCUUACGGUGAUUACUGGCGACAACUAAAGAAGAUCAUCACUGUCGAACUGUUGAGUAACAAAAAAGUCCGAUCAUUCAGCAGCUUUCGACAGCAAGAAGUCGACAGUUUCACCCAGUUCAUUCGAUCGGCCUGUGGAAAGCCGGUAACCCUACGUGAGAAGGUGACUGAAAUGAUCAACAACAUCGUUUGCAAAUCGUCUUUUGGUGAGCACUGCAAACAACAAGACGUAUUGAUCGAGUUGGUGGACGAACUAGGGAUAUUGGUGAGUGGGUUUUAUGUUGCCGAUCUGUUUCCUGAGUUUGGGUUUCUUUCGGUGAUUUCUGGGAUGAAAUCCAAGUUGAACACGAUUCACAAGAGCCUGGACAAGAUUUUUGAUGAAAUCUUUGAGGAUAGGAAAAGCAGAAAAUCACUAAAAGGAGAAUCGGACAACGAUCUGCUUGAUGUUCUUUUCACCAUCAAAGAGAGUGGUGGUCUUCAAUUUCCCAUCACCGAUGACAACAUCAAGGCUGUUUUUGUGAAUAUGUUUACGGGAGGCACUGAUACAAGUGCAAUGACAAUAGAAUGGGCGAUGUCCGAAAUGAUGAAAAACCCGAAUGUGAUGGAGAAAGCACAAAAAGAAGUGAGAGAAACAUUCAAGGGAAAAAAAACAAUCGUCGAGGCCGACUUAGAAGAUUUGGUUUACCUUAAACUCAUAAUCAAAGAAACUCUGAGGCUUCAUCCUCCUCUCCCUUUGUUACUUCCAAGGGAAUGUAUAGAGCAGUGUCAGAUUGAUGGUUACGAUAUACCAUUAAAAACAAAAGUGAUUGUCAAUGCUUUUGCAUGUGCAGUCGAUCCUGAAUACUGGGAUGAUGCAGAAAGCUUCAAGCCAGAGAGAUUUGACAAGUCUUCAGUUGACUUCAUGGGCACAAACUUUGAGUUUGUUCCUUUUGGAGCAGGGAGGCGGAUGUGUCCUGGGAUUACUUUUGGUUUGAUUUCUAUUGAGUUUGCUCUUGCUCAAAUGCUAUAUUACUUCAAUUGGCAACUUCCUUCUGGAUUAAGUCCUAAAGAUGUAGACAUGACAGAGAAUGAUGGAGCUACUGCAACAAAAAAAGUUCCCCUGUCGGUUAUGCCAACUCUCAAUUCUUCAAUUUGACGAGCAACUCGAGAGAACAAAUAAGAGUGAUGGUUUUUCCAUGUUAUAUAGCAAUAAAUUGAAUGUGGUAUCUUUCUCUACGUGUAAUAUGUAAUUUCACUUAACUUUAGAUUAAAUUCAAUAGUAUACAAAUAAUUUCAUUUUCUCUAU
This is a messenger RNA of Cynara cardunculus var. scolymus (artichoke), 1741 nucleotides long. Its product is annotated as costunolide synthase-like. Gene Ontology annotation, molecular function: iron ion binding; monooxygenase activity; oxidoreductase activity, acting on paired donors, with incorporation or reduction of molecular oxygen. Lineage: Eukaryota; Viridiplantae; Streptophyta; Magnoliopsida; Asterales; Asteraceae. The transcript has 2 exons. The record is from RefSeq and is a predicted model, not a curated record. The coding region runs from base 35 to 1591 and encodes 518 amino acids.